AUGGCAUCGACAAGAAAAGUUGCUGUUGUAACAGGCAGUAACAAAGGUAUAGGCCUGGCAAUAGUAAAAGGCCUGUGUGAAAAGUACGAUGGCGAUGUCUAUCUCACAUCCAGAGACCCAGGAAGAGGCCAAGCAGCUGUGGAGUCUUUGAAAAAAUUAAAUUUGAAUCCUCUGUAUCAUCAACUGGACAUUACCGAUCAAGAUAGUGUCAACACUUUCAGGGAUUACUUGAAAAGCAAACACGGAGGAAUUGAUGUAUUGAUUAACAAUGCCGCAAUUGCUUUUAAGGCUGCCGCAACUGAACCAUUCGCAAUUCAAGCCAAAGAAACGAUCCGCGUAAACUAUUUCGGCACGUUACGAGUAUGUGAAGCCUUAUUCCCACUUUUACGCCAAAACGGCAGAGUUGUAAACGUUUCAAGCGUAGUUGGACAUUUACUGAGAAUCACCAAAGAAGAUUUACGCAACAAAUUGAACAGCCCAACUUUAGAUCUGGCCACAUUGAAUCAAUUAAUGGAACGAUACGUGAAGUGA
Ceutorhynchus assimilis (cabbage seed weevil) is the source of this 531-nucleotide messenger RNA. NCBI's taxonomy places the organism in Eukaryota, Metazoa, Arthropoda, Insecta, Coleoptera, Curculionidae. The record is from the annotation of a GenBank genome assembly.